This is a messenger RNA of Lachancea sp. 'fantastica', 1848 nucleotides long. Lineage: Eukaryota; Fungi; Ascomycota; Saccharomycetes; Saccharomycetales; Saccharomycetaceae. The record is from the annotation of a GenBank genome assembly.
AUGUCUCAUUCAGGUGCAGCUGUUUUCAAGAAAACUUCUGGUAUUUUGACGAUAAAUGAAGAUACUUCCCCUGCAGAACUAUUAUGGAGAUCUACUGAUGGAGACAAAUCUCACAAGGUGGUGCUGAACAGCGUGGACAAAUUGCAAGCGACUCCAGCUUCAAGCGAAAAAAUGAUGCUGCGACUUAUAGGCAAAGUGGACGAAUCGAAAAAACGUAAAGAUAAUGAAGGUAAUGAGAUAAAGCCCAGUCCUCCCAACCAUGUAUUUUCGUUCAAUAACCGCACUGUCAUGACAAACAUCAAGGACACACUGCAACUGAUCAUUGCACGUUACAAAGAUGAAGAGGUUCAUGAGGAAAAAAUGCGCAAAGAAAGCAGUGCGGUGCCAGCGUCCUCGGAUUCCGAUCCUCUGAUCAAUACUUCGACAUUAGAUGACUCGCUUUCUAAGGAAAAACUACUCACCAACUUGAAGUUGCAACAGUCACUAUUGAGGGAAAAUAAGUCCUUGAUGCGAACUUUUCAAGAAGCAGUCAUCAAUGCAGGUCUUCCUCCAGACGAAUUCUGGUCCACAAGAGUUCCUCUACUCCGCGCUUUUGCAUUAACCACUUCUCAAAGAAGUGGACCUUAUAACGUGCUUUCAACUAUCAAACCGGUAGCCUCAUCCGACAAUAAGGUGAAUGUUAGCGUCUCGCGCGAAAAGAUCGUGACAAUAUUUCAGACCUACCCCAUCGUCAAGAAAGCCUACGAUGACAGCGUUCCGAAGAAUUUCAAAGAGCAGGAGUUUUGGGCAAGAUUCUUUUCGUCGAAGCUAUUCAGAAAGCUUCGCGGGGAGCGUAUCAUGCAAAGUGACCGUGGUGAUUUGAUCAUCGAUCGCUACCUAACGCUCGAUCAGGAAUUCGAUAGAAAGGACGACAAACUGCUUCAGCAUCCUGUCAAGAAACUUUUAGAUCUGGAAGGUAAUAUCCAAGAUGAUCCAGAACGUAGAGGUAAUAGACCGGAUUUUACAAUGAACCCAGGUGUCGAUGUCAACGGGAAUAGCGACGGAGUCGUUGAUAUCUUGAAAGGUAUGAAUCGAUUGAGUCAAAAAAUGAUAAAAUCAUUGGAAAACGAAUAUUCUAGGAUAAGUCUAAUGGCCGAAGACGUAGACAAGGAGGAGAGGGAAGAACUGUUGUUUAGCGAUCUGGAGGAUGUGGAGGAGGCCAACUAUCUGGAAAUAAAGGUCAAGCAACGGAAAGCCGUCGACAGGGAUUCGCAUAUGAACAAUGGCGGUAAGGUGGGGUCCGCUGUUGAUGGGGGAGAAAUAAAAGAUCAAGUCAACAAUGUUUUGAACGCACUUACUCAAUCUGUUGAUCUGACAGAAGUUAGUAGGGACAAUGGAAGCGUCAAUAACAAAGUGAAUCAAAACGUUAUACGCGCUGUUAAAAUCAAUGCUAAGCAAGCCAAAACCUCCAAUGUCGGAUCCGUGCUUGGAGCCACAACAGGACUCACUUCUGUGGGCGAUGCACCAGAAGUGAAGACGCUGCUGCCCUCGGAAUUGCUUGAAAGUUGUCGAGUACUUCAUAGCACUUGUUGUGAGUUUUUGAAGCACUUUUACAUACAUUUUCAGAGCGGUGAGGCACGACAGGCCGCGGCUGUGAAAAAACUCUACAAUUACUUGAAACAGUGCUUGGACAAGAUAAGGUUACUUUUGGCUCAGGUAGAAAAAGAAGAAAGCAAUGCCCGUGACGGUUUGGUGAAUCAUUGCAAAGCUUAUUUGAAAACGGUCUUGGAUUCUCUAUACUUGGCAAUAGAAAAAUAUGAGACUGCUGUUGCCGAAGCGGAAAAUGCGAAAACCAGGAAAAUCGCAUAA